Truncatella angustata is the source of this 1329-nucleotide messenger RNA. RefSeq lists its product as uncharacterized. Gene Ontology annotation, cellular component: Rpd3L complex; nucleus; Rpd3L-Expanded complex. The record is from RefSeq and is a predicted model, not a curated record. Gene Ontology annotation, biological process: regulation of DNA-templated transcription. Bases 1 to 1329 code for a protein of 442 amino acids. NCBI's taxonomy places the organism in Eukaryota, Fungi, Ascomycota, Sordariomycetes, Amphisphaeriales, Sporocadaceae. The transcript has a single exon.
AUGCCUAGAGACGACCUAUCCAUCGACUUCGUACACAAGAUGGCGCCCUCGGUGGAGGCGCAAGACCCAGGCCUCAUUCUUGACGACUGGGUCCACCGAACCUCGAACCUACACGAAGAGAUACGCUUCCUUCAGGACGAGAUACACGACAAGGACCGCGCGUACCACGAGUGCGUAAAGACCAUAGAGGACAGCGAUGGCAAGAUACAACGAUGGAUACGCGCCAACACCAGCGCCCAGCCGAAUCCUCGCGAGGAUUUCCUGCGCAACACCAUACAUACCAACUAUGCCAAAGCCGAGCGGCUCGCCUUGGAGAAGACAAACCUGUCAGCAAGACUAAGCCAGCUGCUCGAGAAACAUUUGCGACAUUUAGACGGACAGAUCAAGCUCCUGUACGAUCGCGGAGAGCCGGGCUUCGUGAACCCAGACGAGACUCCCUCAGUACUACGACCGAGUGCUGCCAACCAUAGCAUCCCCAGUACCAAGUACAGUGGCGUCGCUGCCUCGUCGUUAGGAACCAUAACCAGUACUAGCUCGACACCCGGCGCAAGGCCCACCAACCUGCAAGUUAGAACAACCCAAGCUCAGAAUCACCCCAGCUCUGCGCCUGCUUCCCCAGCCGCCACCAUUAUUCUAAAUCGUAAAGACCGCCAGUCCUCGGCCGACCCUGGAAGCGGCAUCCCUAAGAGGGGCCCGCGUACUGGCAGUGGCCUGGGCAACGCGCCUACAGCAUCAAGCGGUCUUGCGCGACACUCGUCUAUCGGUCCAGGAACACCGAAAGCCGGCACCCCAGCCGGGAGUAGAGCAGGCAGUGCCGGGCCUCGGGCCACUAGCAAAUCACACGGCGGCGUUCGCAAAGGUACUCCGAGCGGCACAGCGGGACGUAAGAAGCCCCCGAACGCCAAAUCGGGCCUGAACCGCGUGAAGCAGGCCGGAAGGUCCAAGGGCUCGCCCACCUCGACGGUCGAUAGUGAGCUGUCUGACGCCGAGUCGGCCACCAGCUCGCAUGCGGGGUCGCGGGCUGGCAGUACGCCGGCGCCCUCAGCCGCCACCAGUCACUUACCUCACAAAAGGUCGCACAAGCGCAACGGGGAUGUUGAAGACAUGGCCGAUAGCGAUGGCGAUGCCAGCGGGUCCGGCGAAGAAGAGGACGAAGAGGGCAAGAAGUACUGUCUAUGCCAGCACGUGUCGUAUGGCGACAUGGUGGCUUGUGACAACCCAGACUGUCCGUACGAGUGGUUCCAUUGGAAUUGUGUUGGUCUCAAGAGUGAGCCCGAGGGACGCUGGUUCUGCCCUGAGUGCCGUGAACAGAGAAAAAAGGGGAAAUAG